AUGUCCAAUCUCCGAUUGCCACGGAUCGAACAUUGCGCUCUCUCACCAGGUUUCAAACACUGCUCACCUGAAGAUGGCCUCUUAAACACCACCAGUCCUUCCGUUUUCCAACCCCUCGGUCGAUGCCACCCCGACCCUUCGAGCCUUUGGUCUGAGGAGUCGGGGUUCUGUUCCACCCCCCCCUGGUGCCCGCUCCGCUGCAAAGUCGGUGGAGCACCCGGACGAGACGUGGGACGUCUCGAAAUGGAGAGUGGCCAUGCGGCCACGGUGCAGUGCGAAGCACGCAGCUCGCAGCGCAUGGAGGAGGGGCGCCUGACCUUUGUGGAAGAAAGCCUCACGAGCUUCAAGGAGCAGGUGGAGCAGCAGCGAAAGGCCCAGGAGGCACUCCUGGAGAUGCAACUGGAUGCUGCGCGACGGGAGCUGGAGCAGAACCUGAGAGCGGUGAAGCAGCAGAAGCACGAGGAGCUCCUUCAAGACGCCGAGCGCGUGGCCCUGGCGGCCGUCUCCCGCGGCGUCCGCGAGGCCUUGGCCACGGAGGUGGCCAGCCUCCACCGAAGCUUCAAGCAGCUCAACGACUCGGUGGACGAGCGGCUCCGCAUCUUCGAGCAGCGGCUCGAACGCAUCGAGGAUCGAUCCUCUAAGAACAUUGAUGAAGUCUGGCUUCGUAUGGAACAGUUGGAGUGGAAGUUCCACGAGGAUGGACACUUGAGUCCUGAAGUGGCAAAGCAGGUCCCCAGCUUGGUCACCAACUGGGGCCAGGGGAAGUUUCCCUCGCAGAGCGACUUGCUGGCGUACUUAGAACACCGACUCACUGAGAUGCAGACGGUGAAGGCUGAGAUCCACGAGAUGCUCCAGAGGGCCUCUGACGGCUUGGGCGACCGGGUGGAGGAGUGUGUGGUCAGCAAGACGCAGAAUAUUGAGAACCGGCUCAUGUCCACAGAUAUGAUGCUGAGGAACUUGCUCACGAAGCAGAAGGAGCCGGUCUCGCCCGCGGUCUCGCGCACUCCCUCGGGAGCGGGUCGCUCUCCGUCGGCCCGCGACAAAGGCGGGAGCGGCGCGAACCGGCCGGACUCCGCAGGAAAGCCGCAACUGGAGCUGCCGGGCAGCCCCAAGAGCUCGAGGAGCAAGGGCUCCAGAAGUCCCAAGGCUGCCAGCCGGAAGGCCUCAGAGAAGCCGAGCAACGUCUCCUCGCAGAGCCAAGGCCUUGUGGACGAGGCCUUGGCGGCACGUGCGGCCGCAUCGGCCGUGGCGGCCGGGGCUGCGCUGCCGGGGGUGUUGGAAGGCGCCGAUUUGUUGUCGUGGCUGAAAUCCCAUGUCAACGAGCUCUUGGACCUGAAAACUGCCGCCGCUGCAGUGCCGCGAGAUUCUUCCGGGUCAGCCAUGGAUGAAGAGAGGCCAGAGGAGACACAGCCUGCGGGUCCCUUUGGCGUGGGCCUCAUUCCAGACGGUCUGCUGGACCGCUUGGAGCAGCUCGAGCAGAGCUUGGAGAAACUGGCGGUGAACAUCAAGGAGUUGGAUGGCGCGCGCUUGCCGGGCCGCAUGGGGACCUUGGAAAGUCAGUGCCUGGACGAGCGAUUGGCCUUGCUGGAGUCGUAUGCGCCCUCGGCCACCACAGGCGCGCACCGGCCCCCGUCGCGGCCGUCAUCGCCAUCGGGCGCGACCACGGCGCAGACGACGUCGCAGCUGCUGGCGCUGCGGGAGGAGAUGCAACGGCUAAAGACCCGAGUAGGGAUUUUGGAGGGCUUGACGCCGAUCCAAGACCUCGACGCCAGCCCCACCAGUCCUGCCAGUCCUGCAAGGGAGGAGGAGGAGCGCCAGCCGAACAGCCAUCUCCUGAGGUCGGAAGAUUUCAAGCACGAACUGAUGAACUUGUGGCACGCCAUUGGUGGCGACCAGAAGAAUUUGGACCUGCUGACGGCUCGCCUGGAGGAUGCCAAGGGCCAAGUGGCGCGGAUGACGCAGCGCUUUGACACCGCCAUGCCACAGAUGCUGCAAUUGCUGGGGGAACUGCUCAGAGGUCAAGGCUUCAGCGAGUCCUCCGAUGAGGUGGAUCUACUGCUGCAAAUCCAACAGCUCCUCUACGGCGAGUCUGGGAUGCCCUUUGUCUCGCCUGCAGUGCUGCGGGAGACGUUCCAACGCUUCGAAGCGUUGCUACGAAGUGAGAUGGAGAAGCUUCGCGAGGAGCUGGUGGCCAACAUGGAGGAGAAGGCGCGAUCAGAGGACUUGGACUUCCUGGCGGAGCAGCUUCGACUCUGGCAGAAUCAACUGCAGAUAUUGUGGCAAACUUUUGAAAAGCUGACCACUGAGCAGGAGGUGGAUGCAGCCAUUUGGCGAAAGCCCUUGGCUGCACGCUGUGUGAGCUGCGAUCGGAAGGUGGACAUCAAGGGUCUCCUCUUCGACCGUGACACCCCGCAGCUCCCCACCGGCGCCAACAGCCCCAGUCCCGAGCGUCACCUCGUCGCGCCGGUCGCGCCUCCGGGUCCACGCGCCACCUCGGCGCGGCGGGGCGGCCGGGGACGGAACCUUCCAGCCAUCGACGCCUGA
This is a messenger RNA of Durusdinium trenchii, 2544 nucleotides long. The record is from the annotation of a GenBank genome assembly. NCBI's taxonomy places the organism in Eukaryota, Dinophyceae, Suessiales, Symbiodiniaceae.